AUGACAUCCUCGCUCGGAAAGCGCAAGGAGAGGGAGGAAGAUGGGUCUUUUCCUAUCUCACAUGGGUCGACUCUUUUCGUGUCAAAUCUACCGUACACAGCGACAUCUACGGAUCUGAAGACCCUUUUCUCUGAUCUCGCACCCGUACGGUCUGCAUUCGUCGUGCUUGAACCCGGCUCAGGGGUAUCAAAAGGCGUCGGUUACGUUUCUUUCGCGAUUAAAGAGGAUGCGCAAUUAGCUUCCGACAAGAUCGCGGAGGAGGGACUCGCGCUGAACAAGAGACAGUUGAGGGUUCAGUGGGCGGAGUUGAAGGGCAGGGACAAGGACCAGACGCGAUCACCAGUCAAAACUGAGGCAAAAUCCCCGGCACCUCGGCCUCAGCAACCUGCGUUAAAAGACCCUCUCGCUAUACGCACAGUAGUCAUCUCGGGUCUACCUUCAUCAAUAGACUCCAAAACGCUAUGGAAGAAGAUCCGCAAGCUCGACGGCGCUGAAAAAGCGGAGUGGCCAGCCAAAACAAGUAGUGGUGAUGAGGACAGCGAUAUCGCCCACGCAUUAUUCGCCACGCCUUCGGCCGCUUCGGAAGCAGUCAAUAAGCUACACGCGCACGUAUUCAAAGGCUCCCUGCUAUCAGCUACAUUGAAGAAACGACUUGACGGUCUGGCUAAAGCGCCCAAAGCCAAGAAGGUCGAUGCGCCGAAGCAAGGCGCGAAGGGCGGCGCACCGAGCCGCGCGAGCCGGCUCAUCGUGCGCAAUCUACCGUUCGACAUCACGGAACAAGACCUCCGCGCAGUCUUCCUCCCGUACGGACCCAUCUACUCCGUCGACAUCCCUCUGAAAGACGAUGAGGGCGAGGGCAAGCCGCGUGCGAAGGGCUUCGCUUUCGUCUGGAUGCUGAGCCGUAAAGAUGCGGAGCGCGCGAUGGAGGAAACGAACGGGAUGAAGGUCCAAGCGGGCAUGGCGGCACGGCUGGUGACGGACAAGCAGAAAAAGAAGAAGCAGCGGAGGGAGGAGGAAAAGGCGGAGAAAGCAGCAAAGGGUCAAGGAGAGGAUGCAGAGGAGAAUGAUGAGGGACCGGAGCCGCAGGGGAAAGAGCGUGUCAUUGCAGUAGACUGGGCGCUGAGCAAAGACAAGUGGCAGGCGGAGAAGGCGAAGGUGGAACAGGAAGCCGCGGAUGGAGACGUGCAGAUGGGUGACGAGAGUGGCGAGGCUGGUGAGGAUGGUAGUGAAGGCGAGGGCUCCGCAAGUCAAGAUGGGCAGAUCGGAUUGCACGAGGACGAUGGGAGUGAUGUGGGCAGUGAGAGUGGUAGUGAUGAAGAUGACCUCACGGGCGACGAGGGUGACGAACAAGAUGAGGGCCGGACAAAGCCUACGCUGCCUCCUCCAGAAAGCGGUACAACCCUGUUUGUUCGCAACGUUCCAUUCGAGGCAACAGAGGAUGAGCUUCGAACUUUAUUCCGUGCCUUCGGCCCACUCCGUUACGCUCGCAUAACGGUAGAUCACGAGAUCGGUCGCUCUCGUGGAACUGGUUUCGUCUGCUUCUGGAACAAAGCGGACGCGGACAAGGUCGUCGAGCAGAGUGAGAUUCUGCGUGCCGAGAUGCUUGGAGAGAGUGACAAAGCCACGACACAACCGAAGAAGAACCCUUUCAAAUUACCUUCCUUGCUCACCCCGGAUCCCUCUUCCUCGAUAGCUCAGAACCUAGUACUUCAAGGCCGGACACUGGACGUCAUCCGCGCUGUGACGCGGGAUGAGGCCGGCAAGCUCAAGGAGGCCGGCGAAAGACAACGAGAGAAGGCAGACAAGCGUAACCUCUAUCUCCUUCGGGAGGGAAUCAUCCUGCCCAACGCGCCCGCUGCCGAGUCGAUGGGUCCAGCAGAAGUGGAGAAACGGACUAUGUCAUUCAACGCCCGGAGGGCGCUCCUUCGCUCCAAUCCAUCUCUAUACGUGUCGAAGACGCGGUUGAGCAUCCGACAACUGCCCCUCUUCGCGACCGAGCGCAUGCUCAAGAGACUCGCUGUGCACGCUGUUCGUGCUUUCGAGAAGGAAGUCAAGGAGGGAGCGCGGGAACCAUUGACUGCCGACGAGUUGGCUGAGUCCGUCGCACCCACGAACGAGGACGAGGCCAUCAAGGCCGAAGACGACGAUGGCGUCGCGCAGACGAAUACGUCGAAAGGGAAGGGGAAGGGGAAGGACCAUAAGGCUGGUCGCGAUACAGGUGUCAAGCAAGCCAAGAUUGUGCGUCAGGCAGACCGUGUCGACCCCGUAACCGGCAAAGGACGUAGCCGAGGCUAUGGCUUCUUGGAGAUGGCGAAGCAUGCAGAUGCUCUGCGAGUUCUCAGGUGGGCCAACAAUAGCACAAAAGUCGGCCGGAUGUUCGACGAGUGGUGGAAAGCCGAACUGGAAGAUCUGGUCAAGAUCGAGAAGAAGAAGCCGCAGAAGGAUGAAGCGCGAUUGAAGCGGUUGAGAGAUGAGUUGGAAAAGGGCGCACCCGUCAAGAGCAGAGGGUCCCUCAUUGUCGAGUUCUCGAUUGAGAACGUACAGGUCGUUCAACGACGAGCUACCCAGCAACGCGACAAGCAAUCUGAACAUAGCACCUCGAAACCGCCCCAACGCAGAGCAUCGAUUCCAGCUGUGAAGGCAGAAGAGAGUCAGGAGCGACCAAGCAAGAAGCGACGUCUGUCAGACUUGUCGCGGACACAAGAGAAGGGGCAUGAUGCGAAUCAAGCCUCCAAGGCAGGUAAACAGAUUGGCUCUCUAAUAGGUAGAAAACGCAAAGAGAAGAUGUCCAAGCGGAGUGCUGCUUGA
This is a messenger RNA of Fomitopsis serialis, 2808 nucleotides long. RefSeq lists its product as uncharacterized. Gene Ontology annotation, molecular function: RNA binding. The transcript has 8 exons. Bases 1 to 2808 code for a protein of 935 amino acids. The record is from RefSeq and is a predicted model, not a curated record. NCBI's taxonomy places the organism in Eukaryota, Fungi, Basidiomycota, Agaricomycetes, Polyporales, Fomitopsidaceae.